CCCCUUCUUUGCCCCGCCACCGCGGUAGCCGCUUUCCACCGUGGGGCGGGGCCCGAACUGGGGGCGGGGCGCCGGGCGGGCGCGGCGCUAUUUCCAGCCUCGCCGGAGGCUUCGCUCGCACUUCGCUGGGAGCCUUUCUGGUGCUGGCUCUGGAGCCAGGUCUGGUGGCACCGUGAGGAGGAGACAGGACCGGGCGGUGGCAGAGACAGGGGACGCAACCAGUGCGGGGGACCCAAUAGGAGCACGCCGCCGCAACCUCUCCCGCGCGCUCCGGCCGCCGACUCUACGCCAAUCGCCCACUCCCGGCACCUAGGACUACAAGAAGAAAGAGACGCAGCCCGGCCCGGGCGGAGAUCCUCCUUGCUUCCCAAGCGCCGCGAGGAGGAUUCUCCCGCCGUCAAAAACCUCGCCGGACAGGAGAAACCCGUGGCCUGGAAAGCACCGGCCGCGCCAGACCCCAGCCUGAUGGAUGUCUGGUGCAGAUAAUGAGGAAAGAACGUGCCUUUUACACCCAAGAGGUGAUCCCGGAGCGUGCCCCGGAUGACCCCACGACCUGGAACAAUGCGGCUAGCCUGCAUGUUCUCAUCCAUCCUGCUGUUUGGAGCUGCGGGCCUCCUCCUCUUCAUCAGCCUACAGGACCCUGUAGAGCUCACCCCGCAGCAGAUUCCAGGCAUGAAGUUCAGCAUCCGGCCCCAGCAUGAUGGCCACUUGAGGAUACCCACAGAAAGGGUCACACACAGUUUACCUAGCGGAUCCCCAAGAGGCCUCCAACUGCAGGUGCCCGACCAGCCUCGACCUCACCGGAAGGCGAAGGCGGCGGGGUCUCCUUCGCGACUCCGGCAGCGCAGGAGGAGACUGCUCAUCAAAAAGAUGCCAGUUGCAGGGACCAACCGAGGCAACAACUCGUCUGAGACCUUUGUCCAGCCGAGACCCCACACCAUGGACAGUCGCUGGAUCAGCCUGCACCAGAGCCAGCAGGAGCGCAAACGUGUGAUGCAAGAAGCCUGUGCCAAGUACAGGGCCAGCAGCAGCCGCAGAGCGGUCACUCCGCGCCACGUGUCCCGCAUCUUCGUGGAGGACCGCCACCGCGUGCUGUACUGCGAGGUGCCCAAGGCAGGAUGCUCCAACUGGAAGCGAGUGCUUAUGGUUCUUGCGGGGCUGGCCUCAUCCACCGCCGAUAUACAACACAACACUGUUCACUAUGGCAGCGCCCUCAAGCGCCUGGAUACUUUCGACCGACAGGGCAUCAUACACCGUCUCAGUACCUACACCAAGAUGCUCUUUGUCCGGGAACCCUUUGAGAGGCUGGUCUCUGCCUUUCGAGACAAGUUUGAGCAUCCCAACAGCUACUAUCACCCUGUCUUUGGCAAGGCUAUCCUGGCCCGAUAUCGGGCCAAUGCCUCGCGGGAGGCACUGCGGACUGGCUCCGGUGUGCAGUUCCCGGAGUUCAUCCAGUACCUGCUGGAUGUCCACCGGCCCGUGGGCAUGGACAUCCACUGGGACCACGUUAGCCGGCUGUGCAGCCCCUGCCUCAUCGACUAUGACUUCGUGGGCAAGUUCGAGAGCAUGGAGGACGAUGCCAACUUCUUCCUACAUCUCAUUCAGGCGCCUGGAAACCUGACCUUCCCGAGGUUCAAGGAUAGGCACUCUCAGGAGGCUCGGACCACGGCGAGAAUCACCCAUCAGUACUUCGCUCAGCUCUCCUCCCUGCAGCGACAGCGUACCUAUGACUUCUACUACAUGGAUUACCUGAUGUUCAACUACUCCAAGCCUUUCUCGGACCUGUACUGAAGGGUGAGGCCUGCUGGUCAGGGGAGGGCUUUGCCUUCCCACUCACCCGUGCGUAGGCACGCCCUAGUCUCUAGGAGCUGAGGUAGACUGUGGGUCUCAGAGGAUGUGAGGUGUGGUGGCCGGCCCUAGGUGGGGGGACAGAGGCCCAGACAUUGGACCUUGACUCUUUUCCCAUACCCAUUUCCUUAUUGAGUUGGCUGAGCUUGAUAACAUGGAUGCUCCAAGAGCUCAGCCAAGAUGCUGACCAGGGAAACCCGAGGGCCCCAGUGGUAAGGAUGUCCUGCCUUCCCUUAGCCUUUGCCUUGUACCAAACCACGUGGUUUGCUGCUUUUCUAUGACCCAGGGGGAGGCCGGAAUAAAGCACAUGGUUUU
Microtus ochrogaster (prairie vole) is the source of this 2163-nucleotide messenger RNA. It is a transcript of the gene Chst8, whose product is annotated as carbohydrate sulfotransferase 8. Gene Ontology annotation, biological process: carbohydrate biosynthetic process; proteoglycan biosynthetic process. The record is from RefSeq and is a predicted model, not a curated record. Gene Ontology annotation, cellular component: membrane. Gene Ontology annotation, molecular function: sulfotransferase activity. Lineage: Eukaryota; Metazoa; Chordata; Mammalia; Rodentia; Cricetidae.